Mercenaria mercenaria is the source of this 3262-nucleotide messenger RNA. RefSeq names its product forkhead box protein P1-like. Gene Ontology annotation, biological process: regulation of transcription by RNA polymerase II. Gene Ontology annotation, molecular function: DNA-binding transcription factor activity, RNA polymerase II-specific; RNA polymerase II cis-regulatory region sequence-specific DNA binding. Bases 386 to 3262 code for a protein of 958 amino acids. The transcript is spliced from 15 exons. Gene Ontology annotation, cellular component: nucleus. The record is from RefSeq and is a predicted model, not a curated record. Lineage: Eukaryota; Metazoa; Mollusca; Bivalvia; Venerida; Veneridae.
GGAGAAAAAAAAAUUACAUGCUACAGAUAUAAAAGAGCUAUCGGCAAAAUUAAUAGAGUGCAGACGAAUUUAUGUUUUCUGUACUUGUGAUUAUUGCAAUAUUACAAAACUAUUGAAGCAUUUGAAGACUUUUAUCACUUGCUCAAAUCGGUUAUUUUUUGUUGUAACCUCCAACGAAAAAAAACAGAACAUGAAAAUGUGGCUUAGAUUAAACAGCAAAAAAACAACAACGGGGAAUAAGCUAUAGAAUGUUAAGGAUUGUUUAGACAUGCCAGGUAGAGAUAAACUGUCGAAUACAACAGAUGUUCCUCAAAUGUUUAUGAAUGGAAAUUAGCUGAUGUAUGUCAGUAGGUAGGUGAACAAUAACUCUGGAGAACAAUUUGACAUGAACAGUUUUCAUAAUAUAAUAAUUCAGAUAAAUAAUAGAUCAGAUCAUUUAUCAAUGGAAUACUGUCAAGGAUUACAGUUUAAAAGUGAACAGGAACUUAAAAACCGCUGUUUUAAGGAGAAUUUUAAUUAUUCUGAAACAGAUCAGUUUAACGUAAAUGGGAAACAACAGUUUCAGAACAAAGCAGUUUGUUUAAAAAGCAAUGUGGAAAGUUCAAAGGAAAAGUUUCAGAAUUUACCUUCAGUACAUUUGAAAACUAAUGGAUUUGAAAGAAGUAGUAAGUUUAAUAAAUACAGUGCAAAAAAUGUUGAAAAUGGAAAUAUGAAACGGCUUGAUUGGGAGAGUAAUUCAGAUGAGGAACUGAUGGAAGGGUCAAAAGAUUUAGGAAAGCAUGUAAUUAGGAAUGAAUAUAGGUUUAUGAAUGAGCGAGGUUUAAGACAGAGUCGACCUGACAUGACCCGUUCCUUAUCAUGUAAUGUAGACAGAGACGUAAGAAUAAGUCACUGGCCUCAGGACAAAUAUAUGCGCUCAUAUUCAUGUGCACCACAACAGUAUGACGUGCUGAUGGCUGCAGAGGAGGAAGGUGCCAUGAAUUUAAGCGCAGAGGGGAAGCAGGGGAAGGAUGAGGGAACUGGUGAGGCAGGAAACAGCCAUGUUAACUCACCUUCAGGUGUGACCAACGGCGAAACAGAACAGCUUUCUCAGGGACUGGCAUCACCUCAGGAAGAUGUUAGGUCGGCAGGGAGUCUCUCCCGACACAAGCCAAGGUCGUCAGAUGAGAGGUCCCCUGACCUUGACCUCAGUGCUGGUUCAAGUCAACAUCAGUCAUUAUUGAUGCUAGCUGCCCAGCAUGGACUCUCCCCACAGCAGUUACAACAGAUGUUGAUGGUUCAACAAGGAGCAACAGCCCCUCCUCAUCUCCAGCAGCUGUUACAGGCACAGCAAUCUGUUGUCAUGCAACAGCAACAGAAGGUGCAGGAGCAAGCAUUGGUGCAACUGAAUGAGCAGUUACAGUUGAAUCUACUGCAGCAGUCCCAGUUGGUACAGGACAAGAAAACUAAUGGGAAACAAACUCAGCAGCAGCUUCAGCAUUUAGCAGUACAGCAGCAGCAGAUUGUGCAACAGAUUCAGCAGAUACAGUUACAACAGCGGCAGCUUCUGCUUGCCUGUCUCAUGCAGCCUUACACUGCUCAGCAAGGUAUUGUUUCACCUGUAGACAUGCACCAAGCAUGGAAAGAGUUAGCGACAUCUCAGGGGACCAGCGAUGACCAUCUCAAGUCUGCCCUUCCAAAUGGGACCAAUAUAGGGGCAUUGAAUGGCAGCGGACUUGGCAUCAGUCCAUUAGUUCAGGGAUCUUUGCUAGGAUUAAAUGGUAUGACUCAGGACACCUUCCCUAUAGGAGCUAUGAUUGGACAGUCGGCUGCAAGCAUUAAAUCAGAAGAAGGAUUUAGUCCACUGUACAGACAUGGAGUGUGUAAAUGGCCUGGUUGUGACACAGAAUGUAGUGAUAUGACGUCUUUUACCAAGCAUUUAUGUGCUGAGCAUACAUUAGAUGACAAAAACACUGCACAAGCCAGGGUACAGAUGCAGAUUGUCUCACAGUUAGAAAUACAGUUAACGAGAGAGAAGGAACUAUUACAUGCUAUGAUGCAACACCUGCAUACCCAACCUCAGAGAAAAAAUCAGGAAACUAUUGACCAUAAAGCCUCAGAAAAAAUUAUCAGUUCUUCUAAAGUGCCAUCCAGUAUUGUUAGUCCCAUUAAAACCAUUUCUGCAGGGAAUAAUUCUCUUCCUGUACUCCAACCAAAGAAGUCGUCGACAAUGCCCCAGCUGAGUACGACUAACUCUGGGCUCGCACCUCUCGUGAUACCUCCACAGUCUUCUCUCAGUUCAGUGACCUCAGCUGGCCCUGGCAGCCUCCUAUCUCAGUCUACACCCUCGACCCCAACUGGGGGUCUAGGACCUAUGAGACGAAGGGUUUCAGACAAGUGCAAUCUUCCAAUAUCAACAGAAAUCCAAAGAAAUCGAGACUUCUAUAAAAGCACAGAUGUAAGACCUCCAUUCACGUAUGCGUCACUUAUUAGGCAGGCAAUAAUAGAAUCUGAGAACAAACAGUUGACAUUGAAUGAAGUAUACCAGUGGUUUCAGAACACAUUUGCCUACUUUCGGAGGAAUGAAGCUACUUGGAAGAAUGCUGUCCGUCACAAUCUGAGUUUACACAAAUGUUUUAUGCGUGUAGAAAAUGUUAAAGGGGCUGUGUGGACUGUAGAUGAAGUAGAGUUCUACAAGAGACGACCUCAGAAACUUACAGGGGCCAUUCCUAGCAGUCCCUCAUUUGCUUCAGACGGAGGUAUCUAUGGAGACCCAAUCAAUGCUAGCAUUAGGGUUGCUAUGGAACAGAAUUCUAUGUUAAUGAACCAUCAGACAAGUAAUGGCAGCAUGAUGGAAGGUGUUGAGGACCUGUCCAUGAAGAGUUUUAACAAUAGUAACGAUAGUUUUGUCAAGUCAGAGUCACCACAGAGGGAUGAUAUGAUGUAUAUGAGACCUGACUCACUGACCUAUCAGCAAGAUUCAAUGAACAGCUCACCUCAAGAUUAUAGCAGUCAGGGUCUAGAUCUCAGUCCGAAGUCUAGUCAGAAUAGUCCUAAAGGGCAAUUAGGGAGUUCCCUGGCGUAUAGCGGUGCAAGCGAACAAUCUAGGCUACAGUCUCAGGAAUCUGAUUUGUCAGAAUCUACAAAUGGAAGAUUUGUGAAUAGUUCUGAGGAACAUUACUUGCACCAUCAGGAACAUUAUUCUAGACAAAGUGAUGAGUCUGUUACCAAUCAAGCUGGCCUAGAUAUGCAAAUUAGUUCCAUACUGCCCAACAGAAGCUGA